UGGCCAACUAUAAAACCCAGUCAUCGAUUGUAAACCAAACAUAAUUCAGUUCGUGGUCUCAGCCGGAGAAGAAGCAAAUCGCAGAAACAAUUCCCUCAAAAUGCAGCAGCAAAUGUUGGUGAUUCUGUCGCUGGGUUUGAUGGUGGCCUGCACCGGCGCACUGCCAGCCGUGGGUCCUGCGCUGUUUCCCGCAGCAUCGGCAGCGCCCUUCGGCGUGUUUCCUGGCUCUGCCGCUGCUCCAUUUGCUGCCUAUACAAAUGGACAGUUUGGUGUGCCUUUUGGUGCCUUUGCUGGUGCUCCCUUUGGUGCUGCUGCUCCUUUGGCUGUCUCUAGCAGUCAGCGUUUGGAUUACUUCAAUCAGUUCAAUGCCGCCUUUGGUCCGCCAGCUGCCGGACGUCUGCUGGCCGCUGGUCCAGCAGGAGUUGCUCCAUUUCCAGCUGGCCGAUUGAUUCAACCCGCACGUUUAAUUGCUCCUGGUUCAUUUUUCUUUUAA
Molecule: messenger RNA, 493 nt
Organism: Drosophila guanche
Lineage: Eukaryota; Metazoa; Arthropoda; Insecta; Diptera; Drosophilidae
Exons: 2
Coding region: 101-493 (130 amino acids)
Source: RefSeq, a predicted model, not a curated record